AUGCACCAAUCGUCUAUUGCCGCCUAUCUGGCGGCCUUUUGUUUGGAGGCGCUAGCAAUUGCCACCUGCCAGCAGUCGCUGAGCGCGCCGUGGCUCAAAUCAGAGACUGAGAGCAUCAGCCUAACCAAGCGGUGUAUCCAGGGCUUUUGCGAGAGCUUCCCGCCACCGCAGUACUGCUAUUCUAAUUCUUCGUUCUGCGGCAGCUGGAAGACCUGUGGCUUCCUGACGGCACUGUCCUUUAUUCUUAAUGCAGCGGUCCUGCUAGUGCUUGCUUUCAGCCUUCUAUUCAAGCGUCGAAAAAAGACGGUGGUCCUUGUUCGAAACCUCCUUUUUGUGUCGAUCAUAUUUCAGCUGGUUACCCUGGUGGGCCUGCCUAUAGUCGUCGAUUCGGCCGACCUGUUUCGCAAGCAAGAUUGGCAGUGGGCGGGCGGCUACUACAUGCUUCUUUCGUCCGCAACCUGCGGAUUGUUUCUGCUUUGUGAGAUGAUGGUGUUUCGUAGCAUUGUCAAGCUCCACGACGAUCAUGAAAUGGAUAGUGAUGAGGAGGACUCACAUUUUAGUGAGACCCUCGACCAGGUCUCAAUUGACGAAAACGUGCCCGAGGAGCAGCUUGACUUUUAUAUAUUCAAUAAGCAAGCUCGUCGCUCGGCACUGAACAGAUAUACAUGA
This is a messenger RNA of Wickerhamiella sorbophila, 669 nucleotides long. RefSeq lists its product as hypothetical. The transcript has a single exon. The record is from RefSeq and is a predicted model, not a curated record. The coding region runs from base 1 to 669 and encodes 222 amino acids. NCBI's taxonomy places the organism in Eukaryota, Fungi, Ascomycota, Dipodascomycetes, Dipodascales, Trichomonascaceae.